Molecule: messenger RNA, 6692 nt
Organism: Eucalyptus grandis
Lineage: Eukaryota; Viridiplantae; Streptophyta; Magnoliopsida; Myrtales; Myrtaceae
Product: pentatricopeptide repeat-containing protein At1g43980, mitochondrial
Exons: 4
Coding region: 237-2384 (715 amino acids)
Biological process (GO): RNA modification
Molecular function (GO): protein binding; RNA binding
Source: RefSeq, a predicted model, not a curated record
AGCUCCCGCCUAGCCGCUCCCGUGUUCUUUCGCCUCUUUUUCUCUCCUCUUCCGCCCUGUGUAUCUUCUUCUCUCCGAGCGUUUCUUCGCGGUCGCGUCGAAGAUUCUAUACAGAGCAUCUCCGCCGUCGCGCCGCAGUUCUUCCCUCGUCGAGCAUUUCGGUCUCUGCAGCUAAGAGGUACUGCCAGGCCUUUGUAAAAUCCUUUAAUGCGUCGCUCAUCGUCAGCUUUCGGUACAUGAUAUUUUCUUUCCGAUUGAAUGCUUGCCACCCAUCAAAACGGGAUUCUUUGACGGGACUUUUAUCUCCAAUUCGUUAUCCAGUCCAACGAAGGUCAUGGGUGUGGAAUAGGGACUGGUGUUGUAAGUGGGCAUACUGUGGAAGACGGGAUAACUAUGGUUUUCGCUCACAGACGAGACGAACCUCUGCAUUGACAGUGUGGCCGCAGUAUUGUAUGUUCCCAUUGCUAAAGCAAGUGGAUAGGCUGCAAAGGUCCUCGCUGGUGUCCUACUACUCUGACCUCAUAAAUCAAUGUCUGUCUUUGAAAUCUCUUCAUUAUACCAAAGCCAUCCAUGCGCAGUUGAUAAAAGUUGGACUUGCUCGCCACACAUUUCUGGGUAAUCGAUGUCUGGAUUUGUACGCGUGCUUUGGCACGAUGAAGGAUGUCUUGAACGUGUUUGAUGAUAUCCCUGGCAAGAACGUGGUGUCUUGGAAUAUUUGCUUGAAAGGGUUGCUGAAACGCAGCGACAUUAGAAAGGCACGUGUAAUGUUCGAUGGAAUGCCUCAAAGGGAUGUUGUAAGUUGGAAUUCCAUGCUCUCGUGGUAUGCAUCUAAUGGAUUUGUUUAUUAUGCAUUGGAGCUGUUUUGGGAAAUGCAAACUGCUGGAGUUGAACCGAGUCAGUACACAUACUCCAUGGUGGCGUCGUUUGUCCAAUGUGCUGAUCAUGGCAGGCAAAUCCAUGCUAGAAUGAUCAGGAGUGGCAUGAAUGCACAUGAUGUGGUGCUCGGAAAUUCUUUGAUUGACAUGUAUGGGAAGCUUGGUCUUGUUGACUAUGCUUAUAGAGUAUUUAUGACCAUGGAAAAGAUUGACAUCAUUUCUUGGAACUCGCUGAUUUCAGGGCUAUGCAACUCAUGGCAAAGUCAAUCUGCACUGGAGCUGUUCACCACAAUGCUUCAUGUAGGACAAUCUCCAGAUGAGUUUACAGUUUCAUUGAUUUUCACAAUCUGUUGCAACUUGCAACAACUAGAGAAGGGUGAACAACUUUUCUGUUUGUCUACAAAGAUGGGCUUUCUUUCCAAUGCAAUAGUUGCAAGUGCCAUCAUUGAUCUAUUCUCCCAGUGCAACAGAUUGGAGUAUUCGGUUCAGUUCUUUGACAAAGUAGAAAAAUGGGAUAUAGCUCUGUGUAAUUCCAUGAUUUCAAGCUACAUUUACCAUGACCAUCGGGAAGUUGCUCUAAAUCUUUUUGUUCUGGUUCUGAGGAAAGGCCUCGAGCCGACUGAGUUUACCUUAAGCAGUGUUCUGGGUGCUGUUUCUUUUCAUCAGGCAGAGCAGGGAAAUCAAUUGCAUUCCCUGGUUAUUAAGACAGGUUUGGAAUCAGAUGUAGUUCUCGCUAGUUCUCUUUUGGAUAUGUACAACAGAGUUGGUUUAGUAAACUCAUCCAUGAAGGUCUUUCUUCAUAUGGUUGCAAAGGAUUUGAUCUCUUGGAAUUGCAUGAUUAUGGGUUUGACUCGCAAUGGAAAGGUAAUUGAGGCACUAGGCUUAUUCGCGAAAUUGCUUCAAGUGGGUCUGCCACCAGAUAGAAUAACAUUAUAUGCCGUGUUGCAAGCCUGUGACUAUGGAGGAUUUUUUGCUGAAGGAAUGGCUACAUUUUCAUGCAUGGAGGAAGAGUAUGCAAUAAUUCCUGCGGGAGAACAUUAUACCUGCGUCUUGAACUUGUUGAGCCAGUAUGGAAAACUCCAAGAAAUUGUCAAUGUUGUAGAAAAGAUGCCUUAUGAGCCCAAUUAUGAGAUGUGGGAAUUGAUGCUUCGGCUCUGUAGUUUGCUUGGAGAUUUGGAACUCAUGGAAGAAGUUGUAAGAAGGAUGAUGGAAGUGGAGCCUCAGUCAUCGGUACCUUAUUUGGUCCUAGCUAGGGAAUAUGAAAUGAGGGGCAGAUGGGAGGGCAUUGUUCGAGUUAGGAUGGCAAUGAAAGAUGGGGGUGUCAGAAAGACAGUAGGAUGUAGUUGGAUUGGGAUAAAUAAUCAUGUAUUCACUUUCAGAGAAGACCAGUUACAAUAUCAUGGAGGUGAAGACAACUAUGUCGUUCUAAGUUUACUUAUGUGGGUGAUGGAAAGACAAGAUCCAUGGCAGGAUAGUCAUCCAGGAAAUGAAGAUCAUGUUGGUGCUUAAACAUCUUUCACUUGGUCAUGUUUCAAUUUCAACCCAACAUGGCCAUGAAUGAUGCCUGCUUUUGUCUAGAGUGCCCUUUGGUAUUGUAUGCUGCAUUAAGCUCCAGGUUGAAAAGCUACAUCAAUAACCAGCUCCCUGGGAAUAGAGGUUCCAUUUGUUUUUGCCAUGACAGGUAGAUAUGAGCUUAUUCAGUGCAGAUGAUCUGUUGUGACACUAUUCUUUCACAACUUGACUUGCAGUUGCUAGUGAUACAGAGGGAAUCAGAAAACUCUUGCUCAAAAUUGACUUUUGAGGUUAUAAUAGUGUAUGAUGCAUUUCAAUUGGUCAAUCAGGUCCCUCAAUUAUUGUCCUUGUGCAAUUGGGUUCCUGAAAUAUAUACUUUUUUUCUCUUCAAGUUGGUCCUUCUGUUAAAAGUAUAAAUGGAGAUGCUGAUGUGGCUAUUAAAUGUUGGCAUGUCACGUUAUAUGGCAUCUUACAUGGUAAUUGAAAAAUGUUGAUUUCAAGAUUUUAGAAAAAUUGAAAUCUGGAAAAGAAAAGGAAAAUUCAAACAGAGGAGAAGUUGAGGACGAUGGUAGCUACAGUUAAGGCAGAAGCAGCACUGAUGCCACCCAUGCAUUGGUGGGGGAGGGCAUUCCUUGCUGGGCUCAGGUGAAGUUGGUGCAACCCUUGCCACUACUUUUGUGUGCUCAAAAAGAAAAAAGAAAAAAAAAAGGAAGAGCCAGGCAAGGUUGUGGUCAUCACUGGCUUUGCUAGUUGCCGGUCAGAGUUGCUGCCACCUUGCCACUAGCGGCCCUCGUUUCUCUGGCAGUGAUGGCUGUGGCCUUUGCUGAGAUCUGCAACCCUCACCCAGAUCUGAGGUGAGGGUCAUAGCCUAUGUCGUCAAAGAAUAUCAAAGUGGGUGGUAGUGCUCGACCUUGAGGUGGUGAACGUUGUGAAGGUCGGGGACUUGGAGAGGCGUGCUUCUGUGGCAACCUGUGAAGAAGAUCGAAGAAUAAAAUCUGCAGAUUCUCUGCAAGCUUGGUGAAAGAUUGUAGAGGUGCCAGAAGAGGAAGAGCAGAUGCAUUGACCCGUUACAAGAAUGAAAUCUCGAUUGCAUUUGACGGCCAUGUCAGCAUCUCCACCUGUUUUUUUCUCAAAAGGACCAAUUUGAGUAGAAAAAUAAAAUUUAAGGACUCAAUUGCAAAGAAGAAAAGAAGAAGAAGAAGAAGAAGAAGAAGAACAAAAGUAGAGUAAACUGAUUGAACAUUUUGCAAUAGUUCAUGGACCCUCGGUGCCUUUAGUCCUUUGAGAAUUCAAUGAUUCCACACCAAGCCACUGGGGCUGCUAAUUAAAGUUAUGACUGAGAACCUUGCAAUGGAUGAUCGUGCUGGUAGAUGUUAGCUAUUAAUUCCAAUUAUAGAAAAUUCAAAUAGAGAAAUGUAAUAGUUUAUUUGAAACCUGUUUUGAUGAAUUAUUAAAAGAAAUAUGAAAAAAAUGUCUUGAGGAAAACUUAUGCCAAACCCAGAAGCUUUGGAGCAGAUUAUGCUUUUUAGUUUUCUUGGUUUCCCUUUGAGUGUAAUUAUGUUGGCUUUUGAUUUGACACAUUCCAACCAUCCUUCUUGUUUUGCAGCCAUUCGAUCUCCUCGUUUGGCUAGGAACCUGCAAACAGGUUGGAUGAAGAUCUGCAAAAGCUGGGUCUGUGUUUUACAACUAUGCUUUGACUUUGCUAAACCAAUGCUUUUGUUCUGUGAAAACUCAGUUAAGAUCUUGAAGUUCAAAAGCAGUCAAUUUACUGGCAUGCACUUAAGGUAGGAUUUCUUCAACCAUUUUAUUAUUAAAGUUAGUCAUGUUUAUUCGCUCGAUAGUCUGAUUCUCCUAUAUCCCAUUGCUCAUAUUCACGCCAUCUAAUUUUGCUACUUGCUGGAAUUUUUGGUUGAUAAGACAGAAAAAACUGGCUUUUCAUCCUGUUGCUCCUAAAGGUUAAACAAGGCCUUGGGUUGAGAUGAGAGUGCACGACAGGAUCUAUGUCUCGAUUGGAUCAGCAUAUGCCAUAGCAAUUAUCUGUUUCUGUGAAAUAUUCAGGAAUUUAAACUCUCCCUUAUCCUUGUUCAACGUUUUCUAUAUACUUUUCAUAUCAGAUCGGCUAUUCACUAAUGAUCUGUUGCUGUUGGUUGCAACUUAAUGUGUGGAUGACACCAUCAUCUUGAUGGAAGGCUUUGCUUAAUAAAUGCAUAUAAAACAUUGAGCAGAUUAAUGUAAUUGUAUCAGCGAAAUUAUAAAAGUUUAGCUAGGGUGGUUCUUCUUUUUCUUCUGUUAAGUGGAUGGGUGGGGAGGGGUGACCAGCACCCUCUGGAUGUCACCAUAAGGGAUUCAUACCCAUUACAAAAUGUUAAGUUUUGGCUAUAGCAACUCAUUCCACCCUAGGUGUACGAGCUUGUCAUCGGAACGUUACUGGCGUGGUAGAAUUUUUGAAGUCUCUCCACACGAGAUAGCACAUGCCUACAGCACAUAUUGACCAAAGAGUCACUCACAACAUAACUCAAAUUUGUGGCCUCAUGGAAGACAGUAAUUAUUCUUUAUGAGCACAUUAAGUUGUACAAAUGACUGAGCCAAUCACUGUGCACCUACAUCUAAAAGCUGACAAUCAUGUACUUUAAUGUGUAACUAAGUUUUACAUAGGAAGCUCUUCCCAAUUGUUAAUGUCAUUGCAUACUUGAAGAUGGUUGCUUUUGUUGUCGUAAAUUACUUUAGCUGAUCUGUGCAACUCUCCUAAGUCUCAUUCGUUAACAUGUUUUGAGCACGGUGCAGGUGCUUGGUUAAAAAUUGAAUUAUGAAGAUCGCCGGGAUCUAUUAGGCUCAGGUUUGUUGAAUGAAGUCUCUUGCAUGGCAUCUCCAUUAAAUCUCUGCUCCGAUUCCUGAUAUUGUUCUUUUGUUUGUUUGGAAGGUAUAGACUGUAGUGUGAUUAAAUGGUUUUUAUGUUGCUUCACUCUAGAUAUGAUAUUUUUUCAGAGAUGGUUGUCAAAUAGAAGGUAAGGAAAAUGAAGCUUGUUGCUCGCUGAGCUGUGGGGACUUCAGAAGGUGAUUGUUUCUAUGAUGACGACCACAUCUCUAUUGAUGGUGACGAGGAGAUUGCAUUCACCAAGUGUUGACAAAUGGUUCGACAUUCUACAUUGGCAUGUUAUAUGGGCAAAAAAUGGUAACAUUGAUUAUGAUUUUUCUGCUGUCAUCAAGGAAGCAAAUUUCAAGACCUAUUUUGAUUGAGGUUAGUUAUCCACUGUAAAUGGGGGUUUUGUUGCACACCUGGCAAAAUUUCAAGGGAAAGAAGUUAGCUUUCUAGCUGUUACUACUGGAGAAAUUGGGAGUUUCCUCCCCUUUUCAAACUUAAUCUGUUAACUGAGUACUUUACUGGUAAAAAUACAAACAUGAGAGUCCGGGUGGGCAACUCACGGAGGAGGAGAAAAUCUGUUGGCAUAUUGCAAUUAUUGUUUUUAUCUUUUUCUGAAUGCAAUGCCAUUUUCCCAGCGUCCUUUGACUCUUUGAUAAUAGAAAUACGACUGUAGGUUAUGGUUAACCUGACUACUACAGUGUGCAAAGUAGUGCCAAGGAAAUUGCAGCAAUGAAGAACCUUGGAUGGCCAAAUGUGCUUUCCAUGUACCUGAUGAUAAUAAAAAGUGAAUAAAUAACAAAAGAACGUCUCUCUCUAUUGUGUGAGGGAGACCAAUUUGGUAUGGAUAAUCAACUUGUUAGAAACAGUUUUUUGCGCAUGAAUUUGUAUACGGGCAGCUUCUAUGUAAGGCCAUAUUGUAUAGGGGCAGUACCUCCUUGGUUUCCUCUAAAUGAAAUCGUACUGCUUUUGAAGCCGAGUGAAAUGCAGAAUUGCCUGAAUGUAAAAGGAAAUACAAGGACGAAACUGCAGAGCUGAGACCUAUCAUUAAGGCUGAACUACCGCUGGUUGACACGGAGCAUUCCUGGUGAGUAUUUGUGUUCAUAAUUGAUCAACCAAAGUAAUUCCUUGUUAGAGUUUUGAUGCAUUCUCUACUAUGCAGAUGCCCAUUUGUUUGAAAAACUUAUACAUUACCUCCUGUAAAAGUUAUCAUCGUUACAUUUUUGUAGUUUUGGAGUGCGAAUUCAGUGUAGAUCUAUAUUAACGACCUUCAAGGUGUGCAGUUGCCCACCGGUUAUGUUAAAUUUGUAUUAUGAACAGAAGUAGUGUGGCAAACACUUCACUUCAUACAGUAAGGCAGAGCUUAUCUUUCUGAACAAUUCUUGGGGAAUUAACACCAAGAGUCUUAAAACUCGUGCUUCUUCAUCUCUCAAGUCUCAAAAAAA